CACUUUAGAAUAUCAAGUAAAAUCUAAACACACAUGGUCAGCGGAGUUUGUUUGUGUGACUCAUGUGGAAAUUACUUUGCGCGUGGAAAUCCACUGGACUGGGCCCCGUUCCCAUGACGACAGACCGCCACAACACGGGUGUGCACCCGAGUGCGUUCAGUGCUCGGAAAUAUGAGCAAGGACAAGGACGAACCUGCCGAUGGCAAUGCCUGGGUCAUUGACUCGCUGAUCCAGUUCCUCAGCGGCCCCGUCUGGAACAGGCCCAUUGCAGCUUUUAUUGAGAAACACUGCGCCAUUUUCGAUCCUGAUGGCGAACAGAGUGCACCGGAACACCGUCAGGUCCAUUUGGAAUACAGAAAUUUGGUUGACUCUCUACUGGGAGGAUUUGUAGAGGAACUUCAAAUCACUCCCUCGCAAUUCCAAGACGCUGUCUCAAACCAGAACUCAAACAAUGUAGCUCGAUUCCAGCCAGGCGCCCUUCUUGAGCAGAUAUGGGCUGCAUCUGACUUUUCGGCAUUUAGCCACUUGAUGGGGCUCCACAACCUGGAGCUGCAACUGCAAGCCCUGAAUGCCAUUAGACACCAAAGUGGCGCGCCUCUUCCGAUGGACUACAGCGAGGAUGGAAAACUGCUGAUGGCCAAUGGAGAAGAAAGGCUCCUUAAGCAUGUGCUCAGGAGGUCGAUGGAAGAAGCACAAAUCAUGGAGAGGAUGAACAAAAAGUUCAACAGAUUAAGUCUGGCUGAAGAACCAAGUAAGCCGGUCAUUGCCGUUCCAAAACAAGGUGCAGCUAAAAACAAGGCCACAAAGGCAACAGAAAAUGAUAAUAAAGUAGUGGAACUUCCAAGAAAGCUGACUGAGGAGGAAAUUCAGAAGAGGAAGGACUACUUGUGCAAACAGCGAGACAAGCUAAUGCAGGCCAAAGGCAAGUCCAAGACAUCGGCAAGCUUGGAUAAAGUUCCAGACAAAGAAGACGAAGCUGCUGGUGGGAGUGCCUUGUAUACGGAAAAGGAAGAAUCAGAAGACGCACUGCAAAUGAGGAGGGCCCUUGUCAACCGUCUCAAGGCAGAAAUAAUCAAUAAAAAAUAAUCACUUGCAUCUUAAUUAUUCAUCCGAUUAUUCCGAAUGUUAUUUAUACUGAUUGAAAUUAGCAUUAAUUUAUCCUGCACUGGACAAUGAGUGGAAUUUUAUGAUUUGUUUUCAAUAUAAAAAAUGUAUAUGGAAGAGAAAAAUAAGGCUUUUACUCACCAAGUUUGAUGGGUUGA
Neocloeon triangulifer is the source of this 1262-nucleotide messenger RNA. RefSeq names its product cilia- and flagella-associated protein 36. The transcript is spliced from 6 exons. Lineage: Eukaryota; Metazoa; Arthropoda; Insecta; Ephemeroptera; Baetidae. The coding region runs from base 172 to 1086 and encodes 304 amino acids. Gene Ontology annotation, cellular component: ciliary base; axoneme. The record is from RefSeq and is a predicted model, not a curated record.